AACUGGAUGUUGAAAUUAAUGAUGAGUCCGAACUAGUCAAAACAUCUCGUUCAGACUACGUAAAAAUAUUGAUAAAUAAAAAAUUAAAUCAUUUACCACACCGUAAUCAUUUUAUUGAUGUAUAUCAGUUGAAACAGGAAACUUAUUCGCUAAUCAAACAAAACACAGCACGGACAAUUUUAACUCCAUCUACUUCACAAGAACAAGCAAGUCUCUUUUUUCAAUAUUCUAAUGAAGGUUCACAUACUGACUAUGAUGCGUGUGAAAAAAUACAAACGUUCCGAACAAAUUUAACAUUGCAACAACAAAUCACAGCACGUAAAAAACUUGAACAAAUUUUCACCUGUGUUUCUGAUAUAUUCCACCAGAAAGGAAAAGAAUACUUCACGAAUUAUUUAAAAGACGUUUUUCAUGUGACAACACCACUUGAUGUGUUUUUUACCAAUCAAGUUACCAAACAAUGUCAUCGUAUGCAACUAUUGUUAAGGAUACAACGUGCACUGUAUUUAUCGCUACUUGGCGAUGCAAUACCAAUUAAUCUUCAACAAAAAAUUAGUCAUGUACUCGACUUCUAUUCAAAUUAUCGUCAUAUGAUCAAGAACAGUGCUCAUCAAUCAAUUAUUAAUAUUACACGACGUUUAGAUAAUCAACGACACGAAGAAUGUGAUAUUAUUAUUGGUAUUAAAUUAACAUUUUGGCCUAAGAUCACUGAAAAAUUUCUCAAACGUUUAAAAAUAAAACGUUUUCAUCUGUAUGAUGUAGUUAAAUAUGAACAUGUUUAUAUUAUUCCGAAAUGGUCAAAAUGUACCCCUGAAGAUGAGGCACCCUAUGAGUUUAGGUUUUCAUUCUCUACUACAGGCUAUACUCUAACAGAAUUACCAUCGCCGAUUGAAACAAUAUUAAAUGGUAUUGCUCGUAGUAUCUAUUAUAAAUAUUUUCGAUCAAUGGAAACGCAUAUUAAAUCUUACGUAAUUACUAAAACAAUUGUUUUAUGGAUGUGUGAAGAGAAUAAUUUUGAUGAAAUAUUUUCAAAUAUCAAAGAUGAGCAACAAAUUGCAAUUGAAUUAACAAAAUAUUAUAUUGAUUAUACAAAAGCGAAACUAAAAUGUCGUGUAUGUCAACAUUAUUUCAUUGAUGAUAUGAAUUUAUUUGAUGAUUAUGAACCAUCUGUUCUAGAAAAUAUGUACGAAAUUUUAACAAAUAAUGUUCAUUUGCCACGUAUUCAAGAAAAGUCUGAGACAAUCAAACUACAACCACGAAAGUUUUUAGAUUUAUUUAAAGAACUAUUGUCAGAGAUGGUAGAAGCUUUUCGUGCAAUGGAAACAAAAUCCGGUAAAUUUUGA
Didymodactylos carnosus is the source of this 1343-nucleotide messenger RNA. NCBI's taxonomy places the organism in Eukaryota, Metazoa, Rotifera, Eurotatoria, Philodinida, Philodinidae. The record is from the annotation of a GenBank genome assembly.